AUGGUUGGUUCGUGCAAUGGUUUGGUUUGUUUCUGUAUACCCCAUCAUAGAGUUAAUGAUCCUGUCUACAUCUGCAAUCCUAUCACUACGGAGUACAUUAACCUUCCGAGGUUGGAAAUUAAAUAUGGUGUCGUUAUUAGUGGAUUUGGAUACCAUUUUUCGAGUAACACCUACAAAGUUGUUCGUAUCCACUACACAGAUAGGUUCCGGACAUUUGAGCCAAUCACCAAAGGAUCUGUUGAGAUAUACACACUUGGGAGCGGCACAGGAUGGAGAAAUAUCGGUGAAAUCACCUAUAAAUUGUGCGACACAGGUGUUCUUGCAAAUGGAUCACUUUACUGGUUGGACUACGAGCAAAAAAGAAUCGUGGUUUUUCCUUUGGGAGAUGAACAUUUUCGAUGCCUCCCAACAAUACCACAAUGUUUGCGUGAUAGUGAGAAUGCAACGUAUCACGUCAAGGUGUUGGGAGGGGAUUUAUGUCUUGUUCAUGUAGAUGCGGGCAAGCAUGUACACAUAUGGUCAUAUAAAAAUAAGCAUAAGAGAAACGACAUCGAUAAUGAUAAAGAAGAGGGGUAUCAAUCUUUGAGUUGGACUUUGGAGUUUCGCAUUCCAUGCAUUGAUCCAGAUGGGAAAUACGAGCCAUUCGCCCUCACGAAGAAAAACGAGGUUCUAUUAUGGUUAAAUAGAACAUGUCUCUGUUGUUACGACAAAACAGAUGAUUGUUUAUACGAAAUUGUGGCAGAGGAUCGAAAUUUAAGUUUCGGGGCUUUUUAA
This is a messenger RNA of Papaver somniferum (opium poppy), 774 nucleotides long. RefSeq names its product F-box protein At3g07870-like. Bases 1 to 774 code for a protein of 257 amino acids. Lineage: Eukaryota; Viridiplantae; Streptophyta; Magnoliopsida; Ranunculales; Papaveraceae. The transcript has a single exon. The record is from RefSeq and is a predicted model, not a curated record.